GAGCCCAUGGCCGGCAGCGACGUGGACAGCGAGGGGCCGACACAGAGGGGCGGCGCGGUGCGGCGUCCGGGGCCCCCCAGCGGGCUGGGAAGCGAGGCGGCCGCCCGCUGCCCGGAGCCGCUGUCCACUGCUGAAGCGUCGGCCGAGGGCACCGCGCUGCCCGCCUGGAUGCGCCUCUACUUCUAUGGGAUGCACGGGAUCACCCUGGACGUGCUGGUGUCCUCGGCGCGGCGCUUCGCUCGCAGCCCGGACCUCCGGAUGUUAGGCUUCUCUUCGCCCUACCGCUGUCUCCUGCACUCGCUCACCCACUUCGCCCUGGAGAAGAUCUACCUGCAGCAGCCGCGCUGCCCCAGCGCCUUCGUCUUCAAUUUUUUCCUUUACCCCUCGGCCCACGUGGGGCUGCAGACCCUGGCCGGCCAGGCGCUACUGCUCAGCCUGGGUGGCGGGCCGGGGGGCGCGGCGGCGCCAGGGGCGCUUGACCUGGCGCUGCAGUACGUGCUGGCGCUCUACCACUGCCAAGUGUUCCUGAAACGCUUCCUGCGCUUGAGAUACCGGCGGCAGCAGCAGCAGCAGCAGCAACAGCAGCGGAGGGGCGCCCUCCCUGCCCCUCCUGGAGCCCGGGCCCCUUCGGGAGCCAGUGGCCGGCGGCGACGACCCCGCGGCCCCAAGGGCGCAGUAGGAACCCCUAACCAGGGGCUACCAGACCUGCUCCGUUUUCUUUUCUUCGGAAUGCAUGGAUUUUUGGAUGAGAUCUUCUUUACCUUCUUCUUUAAUGUGCUAGGACACGGGGAUGGGGCAACCAAUGGUCACACGUCGUUAUGGUCCUUUUUUAUGUAUGGCAGCUGCAGUUUUGUGGUGGAAAAGCUCUACUUCCACCUCCACUACAGCCGAGGCUGGGGCACCUGGAAGCGGGUACCCAUCUACGUGAUCUUCAUCUAUGCUUGGGAAUUGUCCUGGGGUCUGGGACUUCGCACGUGUGGGGCUUGUUCCUGGGACUAUUCUCACUACCCGCUCAAUUUUAUGGGUCUCAUCACCCUGAUGUAUUUACCUGGCUGGAUAUUCCUUAGUGUGUACCAGGACCUGCUUUCCAACGUGUUGUGGCGGGUGCAGUAUGUACCAACUAACUAAGACCCCGGGAAAUAAGAAAAAAAAAAUAAAGAGAAGAGAAAAAGUCAUUGGAGUCCCACA
Marmota flaviventris (yellow-bellied marmot) is the source of this 1188-nucleotide messenger RNA. It is a transcript of the gene Tmem229a, whose product is annotated as transmembrane protein 229A. NCBI's taxonomy places the organism in Eukaryota, Metazoa, Chordata, Mammalia, Rodentia, Sciuridae. The record is from RefSeq and is a predicted model, not a curated record.